AAAGGUAUGUUUUUCUAAAAAUCGUGGACGGGGUAUACGAUUUUGUUGUUAAAAUUAUUUUAUUUUAUUAUUAUGUUGAUAAAAUAAUUUAUUUUUUGUUGUAGGCUUCCCCUAUCCUCCAUUGUCUCAUUCAUCUUCACAAGGUUAUUUGCAUAAUGGAACCUGGGCCGAGUGAUCCUACACAGCUAUAUCUACAACCAUCCCAUCGUUCACAGUCUAUAUGGGAGGCAUCCUCCACAGUUGUUUUGAGUUGUCGACGAAGAGAGGCAGCAUCUCAGCGUACGAUCCCAUUUGAUCAGCGUAUUGUACCAUAUUUAGAGGCUGCUGGAUUUCUAUGGGCUUCCCAAAUAGGAUUUAUGCAGUUGGACUGGCAUUUGAUUACUACUCUGGUCGAGCGUUGGAGACCAGAGACCCACACAUUUCAUAUGCCUUGUGGGGAAUGCACGAUCACCCUAUAGGAUGUUGCAGUUCAGUUAGGGUUACCUGUGGAUGGUGAGCCUGUGGUAGGGUCGUUAUUAUAUGACUGGAAGGUACUAUGUGAGGAUUACUUGGGAGUUCGUCCACCUGAAAUGAAAGGUCAACGAUUGAGCCUUCCUUGGUUGGCAGAACAGUUCACAGAAUUGCCACCGGAUGCUGAUGUAGUGAGCGUUCAAAGAUACGCUCGUGCAUACAUUAUGCAGUUAAUUGGAGGCUUUCUAUUUGCAGACAAAUCAAACACCCUGGUCCACUGUAUGUUCCUCCCGCUUUUAAUUAAUUUUGACCAGGCUGGUACGUAUGCUUGGGGCGCUGCAUGCCUCGCAUGGUUGUAUAGGGAAUUGUGUCGAGCGAGUAAUGCACGAUCUUUAGAGAUUGCUGGCCCAUUAAUAUUGUUGCAAGUAUGGGCGUAUGACAGAUUUCCUAUUCUGGCACCACAAGUACCAGUUGAGGUGUCAGUUGGUCGACCUUUGAGUUUCAGAUGGAGCGGCGUUAUACCAUUGUCAGAACUGUCAGCAAAUAUGUUGAUCACCUACCGAAUGUUUUUUGAUCGGCUGAUCAACUCUCAGAUUAAUUGGACACCAUACACGUCCCACAUUAUGGCAUUGCUUCCACGUCAAUGUCAUAACGGUCAAGCGAUGUGGACAUAUGUGGGUCCUAUGAUUUGCUUUCAUCUCGUUGAGAAGCAUCAAGCAGAUCGUGUAUUGCGACAGUUCCAUAUGCUACAAAUGCCACCAGAGUUUUGCUCCACAGAUCAGGGCCUACACCAAAUUGAUUUAAGAGGCAAGCACGAUCAAGAUUGGAGUAGGAUUCAUGCAGAGCAUAUAGCAAUGUGGCAUUCACGAAAUAAUUUUUGUGCCGAAGCAGAAGCAACACAGAAGCUGACAGUAUCAGAUAACUACUUUUUCUGGUACACGUCGAUUACCCGACGCUUCAUGACACCUGAUGGCGCUUACUGUUAUUGCAUGAAUAAUUUUGUUGAAGACGUACGUCGAGUCUCCAUGGAAAACAAUUUUGAAAUUUUUAGUCCAAUGUGUGACGAAGUCAUGGGAGAUAUAGACAACCUUGUUCAGCGGACUCGACGUUUAAAUGUUGCCGACACAGAUCGUAGACGCAUUCGACGGUGACGACGACGACAAGGCGAUGAUGUCGUAGAGGGAGAUGGGGAAGCUUCUUAAGUUGUAUAAUUUAAGUGUUUUUAAAUUUUGCUAGAACUUAUUCAAGUUAUAUAAAUAAAAAGUUGAACUUUUUUAAA
Cucumis sativus (cucumber) is the source of this 1729-nucleotide messenger RNA. Its product is annotated as serine/threonine-protein phosphatase 7 long form homolog. The transcript is spliced from 5 exons. The record is from RefSeq and is a predicted model, not a curated record. NCBI's taxonomy places the organism in Eukaryota, Viridiplantae, Streptophyta, Magnoliopsida, Cucurbitales, Cucurbitaceae. The coding region runs from base 570 to 1601 and encodes 343 amino acids. Gene Ontology annotation, biological process: meristem development; meristem maintenance.